AUACCGCUCUCGUUUUCAUUCGCUCUCCAUGACUCUAUCUCUCCAGUAUUUGACGCGAAGACGCACGUUUAAAAUUUCUCACAGCGUAUCUUACCAUAUAUUACCGUAAUGCGGGAUUUGGAGGCACGUGAUGCCUCCCCCGGGUGGAGUCGGUGGGGCGAUCUCACCAUAGGUACGCCAUACCGCUUUGGGAAGUACCCUGAAUCACGGGACCAGCCCGGGGAUGCAACCAUCAUCGUUCGUCAUCGAAAGAGGUGCCCUAAAUAUAAUACUCCAUACUCCAUACACACACCCCCGGAAAAGAAUGAAUAUAUCAAAGUCGACGUUUUCUGCGGUAUCUUGUAUAUCAAAACACAAACCCACAAGGCGCACUCCCGUAGAGGCCCACCGCUCGCGGUUGGGUUCCCUCGCUAUCUUAUAUGGUAAAACCCUCUGACUCCCAUGGUCUCCAGCAAUAGCAGAGAAGUAGAAGACGUGAAAUGGGAUCAGAAUGAAAAGAAAAUGGAAUAAAACUCCUCACCGUUCCGCCGCAUCACUAUCACAUAAAAGAACAGAUAAGGGGGUACAUAACAUUGAAGGUAAAAUGACGAGGGGAAUAAAAGAAGAAAUAAGACAGGUCGUAAAAU
This is a messenger RNA of Aspergillus glaucus CBS 516.65, 626 nucleotides long. RefSeq lists its product as uncharacterized. NCBI's taxonomy places the organism in Eukaryota, Fungi, Ascomycota, Eurotiomycetes, Eurotiales, Aspergillaceae. The transcript has a single exon. The coding region runs from base 109 to 426 and encodes 105 amino acids. The record is from RefSeq and is a predicted model, not a curated record.